AUCACCUAACUGCUUAUAACUUCUCCUCCUCCAUUCUAUACUAUCAUCCUAAAACAAUUCUCCAACACCAUAAAUAUCAUCACUCAUCUCUUCUUGAAAGAAAUUUCACAGAGUUUCAGACAUUUGAGGAUGGCAUCGCUGAAAUCCCGGCUGCAGCACUCCGUCACUCCUGUUGCCCUUAGAUCUUAUCUUGCAGAGUUCAUAUCCACAUUCCUCUUCGUCUUCGCCUCAGUUGGCGCCGCCACUUCUUCAUGGAAGAUGACGGCGUCUGACCCGGCCUCUCUGACGGCUACUGCAAUCGCGAGCGCCUUUGCUUUAUCAGCGGCUGUUUACAUCGCCGCCAGCAUCUCCGGUGGCCACGUCAAUCCCGCGGUGACGUUCGCAAUGGCCGUGGGAGGCCAUAUUACCAUCCCCAUGGCCGUCUUCUAUUGGAUGGCGCAAAUGCUCGGCUCUGUCAUGGCCUGCCUUGUGCUUAAAACUAUGACUGUCGGACAGAAAAUCCGUGUUCACACAAUUCCGGACGAAAUGACCGGAUUUGGAGCGUCGAUCCUGGAGGGCGUGAUGACGUUCGGGCUCGUAUACACGGUGUAUGUGUGUGCAGACGCGAGGAGGAGCAGCGCGAUUGGGCCGUUGGCAGUCGGGUUUAUCUUGGGCGCCAACGUGCUGGCAUCGGGGCCUUUCACGGGUGGGUCGAUGAAUCCAGCGUGCGCCUUUGGUGCGGCCCUUGUGGGAGGGAGUUUCAAGAAUCAGGCAGUUUACUGGGUUGGACCCUUGAUCGGAGCCGCACUUGCUGGGAUUCUCUACGACAAUGUGGUUUUCCCUGCACAUUCUGUUUCCGAUGGAGCCGUCGUCGGCAUCUAAUUUACUAUGUGUUGUUACCCUUAAAACAAUCAUCCUUUCUUUGUAUUAUUAUGUAUAUGUUGAAUCUAAUAGGCCGUUAUUGUUUAUACAUACAUUUUCAAGCAAACAAAACAACACUACAAUUACAAUACAUAACAAAAGGUAACAAGUUAAGUUGAAGCAUCUAAUUUAGUUCUAAAUGAGGCCGGCAGAGAUUUCCAAUCACACGACUUGUUGAAGAACUUAGCACCCUUUCUCCCAACGCCGGUGCCUGCAAGACUCGAGGAAAGGCGGCUUCUCGAAUCCGGUUCCCAUUUCAAAUCUUUGAGAGCUGCAAACACAUUGGAAAGUAGUGGAUUGAUCUCUUCAUCCUUUAUGUUGUUACAAGAUAUCACUUUGAGGCUCUUAAGCUCGUCCCAAGAGAUGAUCACGCUCUCCAGCCCGUGCGUGCUCAGCAACGAGCAUCCUUGUAUCGACAGAGAGCUCACCCUCCU
Salvia miltiorrhiza (redroot sage) is the source of this 1334-nucleotide messenger RNA. RefSeq names its product probable aquaporin TIP5-1. The transcript is spliced from 3 exons. Gene Ontology annotation, cellular component: membrane. The coding region runs from base 130 to 861 and encodes 243 amino acids. Gene Ontology annotation, molecular function: water channel activity. Gene Ontology annotation, biological process: transmembrane transport; water transport. The record is from RefSeq and is a predicted model, not a curated record. Lineage: Eukaryota; Viridiplantae; Streptophyta; Magnoliopsida; Lamiales; Lamiaceae.